AUAAUAUCUUGGUUAUUACAAAAAACCUGACUCAAUGACAGACAUGCUUUAGUUACCUUUACAUUAUUAUAUCAUAUUCAUGAACCUGUCUUUUUUUUGUUCUUGUGUUUGUGUCUGACACAAAAGAGCUUUUGUAAAUAAGUGAUUCUGUCAAGAAAAAAAGUGAAAAGAAUUUCUUUCUUAUUUUGAAAAUAAAACAUUUGAGAGUUGUUAUCAUUUGCCAUUUCAACAUCUACCCUUAGAAAAAUCCUAAUGGAAAUUUCAAGAGGGGAAGGUUUUCUAUGUUUUGUGACAUUGUUCUUGUUUUUGUGUUCUACUAAUGCUUUGCUUUCUCCUAAAGGAAUUAACUUUGAAGUUCAAGCUUUGAUGAGUAUAAAAGCUUCAUUAAUGGAUCCUCAUGGAAUUCUAGAGAAUUGGGAUGGUGAUGCUGUUGAUCCAUGUAGUUGGAAUAUGGUUACUUGUUCUACUGAGAAUCUUGUUAUUAGUUUGGGAAUUCCUAGUCAGAAUUUAUCUGGUACAUUAUCACCAAGCAUUGGAAAGUUAACAAAUCUUCAAACUAUUAUGUUACAGAAUAACAACAUAACUGGACCAAUCAGUUCAGAGCUAGGAAAACUUUCCAUGCUUCAAACACUUGAUCUCUCUGAUAACUUCUUCAAUGGAAAAAUUCCUACUUCUCUUGGUCAUUUGAGAAAGCUUCAAUACUUGAGGCUUAAUAAUAACAGUUUUUCUGGUGAAUGUCCCGAGUCGUUGGUGAACAUGGCGCAACUUACUUUUCUUGAUUUGUCAUUCAACAAUCUUAGCGGCAGUGUGCCUAGAAUCUUGGCCAAAUCAUUCAGUAUUGUUGGAAACCCUCUGGUCUGCGCGACAGCAAAAGAAACAAACUGCCAUGGGAUGAAACUCAUGCCUAUGUCAAUGAACUUAAACAAUACUAACGAUGCAUUACCAUCAAGAAGAACAAAAGCUCACAAAAGGGUCAUUGCGUUUGGUUUAAGUCUUGGAUGCCUUUGCUUAUUAGUCCUUGGUUUCGGAUUUUUACUAUGGAGGAGACACAAACAUAAUCAACAAACAUUCUUUGAUGUUAAAGACCGACAUCACGAAGAAGUCUACCUAGGAAACUUGAAGAGGUUCCAAUUAAGAGAACUCCAAAUUGCUACUCACAACUUCAGCAACAAAAACAUAUUAGGAAAAGGCGGUUUCGGCAUUGUCUACAAAGGAAUUCUUUCAGACGGUACGCUUGUCGCUGUAAAGAGGCUUAAAGACGGAAACGCCAAGGGAGGAGAGAUACAAUUUCAGACCGAAGUUGAAAUGAUCAGCUUAGCAGUUCAUCGAAACCUUCUCAAACUCUACGGAUUUUGUAUGACUUCAUCAGAAAGGCUUUUAGUUUACCCCUACAUGUCAAAUGGUAGCGUCGCUUCUCGUCUCAAAGCUAAGCCGGUGUUGGAUUGGGGCACAAGGAAGCAAAUUGCAUUAGGAGCGGGAAGAGGACUAUUAUACCUACAUGAGCAAUGUGAUCCAAAGAUAAUCCAUAGAGAUGUGAAAGCUGCAAAUAUACUACUUGAUGAUUAUUGUGAGGCAGUAGUUGGAGAUUUUGGUUUGGCAAAGCUUUUAGACCACAAAGAUUCACAUGUCACAACUGCGGUUAGGGGCACAGUAGGACAUAUUGCACCUGAGUAUCUUUCCACAGGACAGUCUUCUGAAAAGACUGAUGUUUUUGGAUUUGGCAUUUUGCUUCUUGAAUUGAUUACUGGUUUGAGGGCCCUUGAAUUUGGAAAGGCUGCCAACCAAAAAGGAGCCAUGCUGGACUGGGUAAAGAAAAUUCAUCAAGAGAAGAAGCUGGAUUUGCUUGUAGACAAAGAUCUCAAGAACAACUAUGACAAGAUUGAGCUUGAGGAAAUAGUUCAAGUUGCACUUUUGUGUACACAAUAUCUUCCGAGUCACAGACCGAAAAUGUCCGAAGUCAUACGCAUGCUCGAAGGCGACGGUCUAGCCGAGAAAUGGGAAGCUUCUCAAAGAGCUGACAACACUAACAAGUGCAAACCACAUGAAUUAUCUUUGUCAGAUCGAUUUUCCGAUCUUACCAAUGACUCUUCUUUGUUAAUCCAAGCCAUGGAGCUUUCUGGUCCAAGGUGAAAUUUUCCUAGAUUAUUUUUUAGUGUAAUAUAUAAUUUUCUUAUUAUUCUGUUUUCUAAGUAGUUUUCUAGAGAAAGCAUAUGAAAUUGAAGAACAUAUGAUAGUUUUGAAUCCAUUUGUAUGAUAUAAGUGUUCCAAAGCUGGAAAAAGCUGCUUGUUUUUUUGUUGUUGCAAAUGUACAUAUACUUAUUUGUUGAACUUUGAAUUUGUAAUGCAAAUAGUUGUAAUAUUGAGAGUAAAUGAAAUCCAUACCUAGGUUUUUUUA
This is a messenger RNA of Lathyrus oleraceus (garden pea), 2395 nucleotides long. Its product is annotated as protein NSP-INTERACTING KINASE 1. NCBI's taxonomy places the organism in Eukaryota, Viridiplantae, Streptophyta, Magnoliopsida, Fabales, Fabaceae. The coding region runs from base 253 to 2130 and encodes 625 amino acids. The record is from RefSeq and is a predicted model, not a curated record. Gene Ontology annotation, molecular function: protein binding; ATP binding; protein kinase activity. Gene Ontology annotation, biological process: protein phosphorylation. The transcript is spliced from 11 exons.